AUCACAUGUGGAUCCAAUGCUCAUUAGCGAGUCUCCUAGUCGAAGAUACAUCACCAUCCAUCAACACCAUCGGCACCCUAUUUUGUUUGCGUGAACCUCACCAGUGUUGUUCUCGCACCAUCAUUUCGGUUAAAAAUAAAACGUGCAAUCUGCGCUACAAUGCUUGGCAUACCCUCCCACACCAAUGUGUAAUGCACACGGAUAUAUAUACUGUAUAAUUAUACCGCGAGAAGUGGGCGGCGUGGCUUAGGCGCGCAUAAUGGUUAAGUCCGACUCGGCGCAUGAUGUCAGCUGCUCAUACAGGCGCCGCUUGGAUACCGGGUCCCCGGCUUUUUUGUUAGCGCAGGGGCUCCAUAAAAGGGUUAUAAUCGUAAGAGGCGGGGCUGGUCGGGCACCACUCCACGGCUCGUUCGUUGCCGCAAGAUACAUGUCAGGUUUUUUUUUUUGUCACACCAGCUCGCAUCAACCCGACGACGCUCAGUUUAUGUCCACGCUGUGUUAGUGCUACUGGCCAACCCACCCCUCCUCCUCCUCCGCUUCCCUCCCCGCAAACAGCCACAGCCCCUAACCCAUCCCCCGAGCACCACCGCUACCACCCCCACAAUUAUUUAUUUAAUUCUCUUUUGUUUUUAUAAUAAAGUAACACAGAUCACCAGCGGUGCCCUGCGCGCUAGCCGCGGCGACGUGAGGAUGUAAUGCGCCCUGCCGCUGUGUUUACUUCUGCGUUCGUGGAGCGCAGAGAGGUUGACCCAGUGCGAGAGACACCGUCGGGUCUCCGGGACCCGUGCCCGGUCCGCGUGGAUGCGAGAUUAGCACUUUUUAUUUGAUGGCUGCACCCAGAACAUUGGACCAAGAUGCCAGUGAUGAAAGGAUUGCUUGCCCCGCAGAAUACUUUCCUGGACACGAUUGCAACGCGGUUUGAUGGGACACACAGUAACUUCGUGCUGGGCAACGCGCAGGUGCCGCAGGGGUUCCCCAUCGUCUACUGCUCGGACGGCUUCUGCGAGCUCACGGGCUUCGGCCGCACGGAGGUGAUGCAACGCAGCUGCUCGUGCUGCUUCCUGCACGGCGUCGAGACGGCGGCGCCGCUCGCGCGCCAGGUGGAGCGCGCCCUGGACGCGCAGCUCGAGUUCAAGACCGAGAUCGUCUUCUACAAGAAGGACGGUUCCCAGUUCUGGUGCCUGCUGGACAUCGUGCCCAUCCGCAAUGAGAAGCGAGAGGUAGUGCUUUUCCUCGCCUCCUUCAAGGACAUCUCGGACACCAAGCGAGGGCCGGCGCAGGAUGGCGUCAAGGAGGCCGAGGAGAGACCGCGGCAAAAGGGGCAGACUGGCUCCGGUUUCAACACGAGCCGACGACGCAGCCGCGCCGUGCUCUACCACCUGUCGGGGCACCUGCAGCGGCAGGACAACAGCAAACUGAAGCUCAAAAACAACGUCUUUGGUCCGGAGAAGUCGGCGCUGCCCGAGUACAAGGUGGCAGCGGCGCAGCGCUCGCGCUUUAUCCUGCUGCACUACGGCACGUUCAAGGCCGGCUGGGACUGGCUCAUCCUGCUGGCAACCUUCUACGUGGCCGUGACGGUGCCCUACAACGUGUGCUUCCUGAACUCGGAUGAACAGUGCAAGUCGUCGCGCAGCACCAUGGUCAGCGACAUCACCAGCGAGAUCCUCUUCAUCAUCGACAUCGUCCUGAACUUCCGCACGACGUAUGUGAGUGGCUCGGGCCAGGUGGUGUACGAUGGGCGCUCCAUCUGCCUGCACUACGUCACAACGUGGUUCCCCAUCGACCUCAUCGCCGCCCUGCCGUUCGACCUCCUGUGCGCGUUCAAAAUCGCCGUGACAUCGUUUGUGCACCUGCUGAAGACGGUGCGGCUGCUGCGUCUCCUGCGGCUGCUCCAGAAGCUGGACCGCUACUCGCAGUACAGCGCCGUGGUGCUCGCUAUGCUCAUGUGCAUGUUCGCGCUGCUAGCGCACUGGAUGGCGUGCAUCUGGUACAUCAUCGGCUUCGAGGAGAUGAAGUCCACCGACUUGGUGACGCACCAUAUUGGAUGGCUGCAGGAGCUGCAGAGGCGGCUGGUAGCUCCACACUACCCCAACAUAACGCAGGGCAUGCCUCCGAUCCGCAGCGCCUACAUCACCUCGCUCUACUUCACACUCAGCAGCAUCACCAGCGUGGGCUUUGGAAACGUGUCGGCCAACACGGACGGCGAGAAGAUCUUCUCCAUCUGUGCCAUGCUCAUCGGAGCGCUGAUGCACGCGGUCGUGUUCGGCAACGUGACGGCCAUCAUCCAGCGGAUGUACUCGCGCCGCUCGCUCUACCUCACGCGAACUAGGGACCUCAAGGAGUUCAUUCGCAUCCACCGCCUGCCGCACCAGCUCAAGCAGCGCAUGCUCGAGUACUUCCAGACGACGUGGUCCGUCAACAACGGCAUCGACACCAAUGAGCUCCUCAAGGACUUCCCGGACGAGCUGCGCGCCGACGUGACUAUGCACCUCAACAAGGAGAUGCUGCAGCUGCCGCUGUUCGAGUCGGCGAGCCGCGGGUGCCUGCGCUCGCUCUCGCUCAACGUGAAGACGACGUUCUGCGCGCCGGGCGAGUACCUCAUCCGGCAGGGCGACGCGCUGCAGGCCUUCUUCUUCAUUCUCUCGGGCUCCAUGGAGGCGCUCAAGGACGGCACGGUGCUCGCCAUCCUGGGGAAGGGCGACCUCAUCGGCUGCGAUCUCCCUUCCCCGGCGUGCGUGAUCAAGAGCAACGCGGACGUGAAGGCGCUCACCUACUGCGACCUGCAGUGCAUCAACCUGCGCGGCCUGGACGAGGUGCUGCAGCUCUACCCGGAGUACGCGAGCCGCUUCCACGGAGACAUCGCGCACGAGCUCACGUACAACAUGCGGGAGGGAUCCAGCACCCAGCACUUGUCCGACAGCAACGGAGACCUCAUCAACAGACUGCCGUCAAUCCAGGAGGACGAGGAGGAGGAGGAGGACAACGACGAGGACGAGUCCGACGAAGUGACACCGCUCUCGUCCAACGUCAUCAACACCUCGCGGUCGCAGCUCCCGACGCCCUCCACGCCGCCGCGCAGGCGGACCGCGACCGCCGCUACCACCGCCACCGCCGCCACCACCGCACCGCCCCUCUACCACUGGGCCACGUCGUCGCCCCCGCCGCCGCCGCCGAGCGUCUACGCCAAGCCGGCGAAGGGAGCCACGCGCCGCCCGGGCAACGCGGCGCUGAGCAACGGGAAGCCGCGCUCGGGCGCCGGAGCGGUGGCCCGGGGUUCCGGCCUCCCCGGCGUCGCGCCCGGGUCGCCGCGGCUUGGCGCGGGCGAGACGGCGUCAGGCGGCCGUAGCCGGCGCCCUCCGCCGCACGGUCUGCCGCGCCUUCAGCCGCUGAGCCCCAGGGUCGUGGUUGGGGUUGAAGGCGGAGCGGUGUUUGAUUUUGUGCACGUCAUCCACGCAGACCUCACGACUCCUCCAGCAGAGAAGGAGGGGACCUCGCGGAGCGGAGAGCCGAUGGAGGUGGAUGACACCUGGAGAGGCAUAUGUCACCUUAAUCAGCAGAUGUCAAGUCUGUCGCAAGAGGUGUCACGGUUGGGCAAUGAUCUCCAAGCCCUCAUGGAGAUGCUGAAACCCCUCGUGCCCCACGGGAACCAGCUGAGCCCCCUUCCAUCGCACCCCUCGCUUCCCUGGGACCCGGCCCUGAAUCCCCUGUGCAGAGGAGACCAGGACUGCACACCAGUCCUCAAGCAGUCUCUGCCAUCGUACCAUCCUGGCGUCAACAACGAGGAGGCCAAAGCACCGGGCUAUUCGGCGCAGCAGGCUCCACCGAAGUUCGUCUCUCCUCCGUCGAGUCCUCGGGAUUUUGUGGAGGACCUUGGCGGUGGAAUCGUUCGUCAGAACGAUGGAACUGACACGAGGUGUUCUGACUAUCUCGUGAGAACAUCCCAAACCGUAUCAAGCGUAGACUCGUUGUGCGACGAAGAGGAGGCUCACCGUAGCGAGGAGUCUGUGGAUUUCUUGUGCUCAGCAGAAGCCGCCCAAAGUUUUGCUCCAGAAUCUCUGAGGCAGCUGUAUAUUGCAGACAUUUCCCCGGAAUUGAGUCCCCUGAACGUAGACGAAACGUGUCUAAACAUGACUGAAUCAGAAAUGCAGAGUGUUCCUGAGAAGGAGGUCAUCUCCAUGCGUGUUAUUAGAGGAUCCGACGGACACCAAGUGAUUGAAAUAAUCGACUUUGCAGAAGACGAAGGAACGAACGUCUGAGCGAGUCGCCGUUCCGCAGUGCUUGUGGCGUCGUCUCAUCUUUGACAGUCGAAACGAACUAGCGCCCUUACAGCUGUCAAUAAUCGUAAGAAAGGUGACCAAAGAGAGGAAAAUGAAUGUUGUGUUUGUUUACAAAAAUGUCAUCGCCCCCGUGCGAAUCGCCGGUUGCUUUGGAAACAUGCCGCUUGCCGUUGGCUGCAGGAAUUGUGUCCCAGGUGUCGUUUUAAAACCUGUGUCAUCAACACGGAAAAAUACCUAACCCCUAUAAGUCAUAAGCAUUCAUAGCAAUUAUGACAUACCUUUGCAUUAUAGACGAACGUAUUUUUCCCCCCUGUUUCUAAAUUAUUUUCCAUUUUUUGGAAAAGUAUAACAGUGGGAAUUGCUUCUUUGUACUGACAACAAAGUUUUUGUUUUUCUGUUUUACAUUCUUUAGACUUUAAAGAUGUGAAGAAAGAAAACAUUUUCAGCGACCGAUUUUGUAGACACCUUGAUUUAAUAAACUUAACACUUUGCGAUUAAUAUCCCAUAUUCAUCCAGCCAGUCGCUGAAAAAAUACGGGUCAAAUGAUUGAUCUCUCCUCACAACGAUUCGAUUAAUUGUCAUGGUCGCGAUUCGAUUCGAUUCAAGAACCAAUCCCGUGAUUUUUGUUGACAUUGCACUGGAUGGUAGGGCCCCGCGUAGUUGCAGGGUGUGAUUGAACCCCAUUACAGACAACAUACCAAACAUCGACUCCUACUCAUGCGGUUUGACGCAGGUAACGGGGCUUUAAGAACAGAUAUUAUUCGACGAACUAAUUAAAUAAAAUAUUAUUGUCAGCCCUUUGUCAAUCCACUGAAAGCCCAGUAAAUGAAUACCAGUGCUGAUUUGUUUGUGUGUUAAGGCAGAGAAGCACUUUAGACCAAUAAGGAUUCAAAGCUCUGGAUUUUUCGUUGUUGUUCAACAACUUUGACAAAACAUCAUUGAAAGAUAUUUUUUGAUUAAUUACAUCUGAAACAGCUACACAUUUUCUCGGAACAGAAACGUGUAUUUAUUCAAAGCAUUUGAACUGCUUAAAUGGAAUGUAAGGCAUGUUUGUGCGUGAGUGUACAUAUUAUACAGUAUUUUUUGUAUUAAUGGGAACCGCUGUUGUGUAGGCUGCACAAUGCCAUGCUGUACAGACUUUGCACUGAGAAAAGCACUGAGAUAACGUCGUAGAAUGAACAAAAGUUGUUACGGUUUGAUUAAUUUAAACAACAGAAAAAAACUGAAAAAAAUGCAUGAUGCAUUGUAAGUAUAUAAUUUUUUUGCAUGAUGUCAGACAACCAGUAAUAUUAAGCCAGCAUGCCUUUUCAAUUGUAUAUGUCUUGAAUGUAUAUUAUUUCCUUGCAGCAAUGCUUCAGAAGACUGAUUCAUGUUUUUUUUUUUAUCUUGGUGCCCGUUUUCUGUGCAGGGGAUGUUUUGUGUUCUGUGGCGGUUUGUAUGGGGCAGUCAACUGCGCCUCGGGAUUUAUUUAUUUAUUUAUAAGUGUAAUUGCAGAAGACAUGAACAGGUAAUACAAAACAAUGUAUUAGGGUGCAAUAGAAGGGGGAAAAACUAAUUGGGGAGCAAUAGAUCAGUGGUCUGUGCCCUGAGUGUGCUGUAACCUCGUAGACCUGAGUUAGAUUUCUGGCUACAGCUAAACGUCAGUGGUGAUGUCUGAACUGGUCCUGGGUCGCCUCCUCUCUUUAAACAAAACUACACUGUCCAAAGUGGUGAAGUACGGUCAAAAACCCCCCGAUGAUGAAAGUUCUGACCUUUCAUUUGAGGACCAUGGCCACGACAAGGCAUCUUAGAGAUUGCUCUGUAGUAUCCGCUUCUGUGGACUCUUCGCCAACUUUAAGGGUCGCACAACUCCGUUCGAGCUAUCAUUUGUGAACAGGUCGCUCCUGACAAAGAGCUAUAUAGUUCGGUGGGGCUUACCUGCUAAAAUAAAAAGUUAGAAUAGUUAGAUAUCUAAAUAGAUGCUUCGUUUCACGACAUGCUGCCGUGACCAUAAUUGAGAUACAAUUGGGAGCUAAUGACAAAAAGUUACGUUUUAAAAACCCACGGCUUGGCGAGGCCUUCAUCCAGCAGUAGAUUGACAAAGGCCUGUGGAUUCUAAAAACAAAGUGGAGACUGAUUCACGCAACAGUGGGCGCUGAGCCAUUGCAAAACCUGUUCUCCUAGGCAAGCUGCAUGCGAUAUUGGGAUGGAGAAAAAAAUCCUGGGGGGGGGGGUGGGGGGGAGCUCACUCCCUCCCUAAAUGGGUGCCACGGCACACCGCGGAUUGUUGUCUUGCGACUUGACCGGUAACGACUGCGGAGUGCAGUGGUGGUUCCUCUUCUUAACCUGGGGUGCACGAAACCUCCUGGAGGUGGUCAUAUGCCCUUUCUGGGAGUGCGAGACAUGGCCAGAUUUAUUGUUUUUAAAGGUAAAUCAUCAGAACACAAAUUAAACACGGGCACGUAAGUACAACGACUUUGUUUCAUCAAACCCCUAUGAAUUUAUUAACAUUACACUUUUUUUUUUAAUGAUUGAGAACCAAAGGGGUGCAAGGCUGCAAUGAAGGUUAACAAUCACUGUCGUAAUGCAUUGAAGCAAUGUUCGUUUCUUGCGUCUAUCUUUCUCCACUCCACCACCAAGUGUUCAGUUGCUGCCUUCAUCGAAUCCUCCACGAUCUGUCCGGUGCGCAACGCUGAGGGUUUUUAACAUUCGCGCAAAACACUCGUGUCAAUAUUUGAGUACAGGGAGUAGGAGCCGUCCCGUCUUGCUCGUCACAUGCUAAAGCUAACAACAACAUGUGCUGUUAACGUAAUGCAUGGCAGUCAAUGGUAAAUCAAUGGGGAUAUGUCUGUCGGUUUUGAGUGGUGUGAACCCCCCUGCUGUUUAGGAAUGAACAUCAAUUUACGUUACGUGCUGGGCCAUCAUGCCAUGUCUACAGCCUAAGAGAAAAUGUUUAAUGAAAUUAUGAUAUUCUUAUGCAAUGUAUAUUAAACUUUUAGAAUGUUUUGCUAGUUAAAAGCAUUUAUGAAUGAAUUUUGAUUGAUAAAAAAAGCCGCAGGAUAUUUUCGGUAUGCAUGCACGUGUACGCAUUCUUUAAACAACAAAAGGGAUGUAUUUCAUUUAUGAUUGAGCAUUUGUUACUUUUUGAAGUUUCGUUUAAGUUUUCAUGAACUAAAUAUGCACAGUUGGGUGGGAUUGAUAAUAAAAAAUACACUCGCAAAUUAUUUUGAACUAACCAUGCGCUCUUUACGCGAUAGCUAACAAUGCUCUUUGAAAAAUGCCCGAUGUAUUUGACUGACCGAGGUGCACUGAAAUGACUGCUGAAUUAAUUGUAAUUUUACGUGUCCUAUAACUGUUUAUCAUGCUUUGGAUUGUUUUUAUUUUAUUUUAUACUGCAAUUCCAUAUUCAAUGUAAGUUUCACUUUGCUCCUAAUAAAUUAUUUUAUUGUCAUAGCUCCUCUUACAGUGUUUCAAAAUUAUAUCUUGCAUCCGAAGCUUAUUUAU
Molecule: messenger RNA, 7760 nt
Organism: Lethenteron reissneri (Far Eastern brook lamprey)
Lineage: Eukaryota; Metazoa; Chordata; Hyperoartia; Petromyzontiformes; Petromyzontidae
Product: potassium voltage-gated channel subfamily H member 8-like
Biological process (GO): potassium ion transmembrane transport; regulation of membrane potential
Cellular component (GO): plasma membrane
Molecular function (GO): voltage-gated potassium channel activity
Source: RefSeq, a predicted model, not a curated record